AUGAAUUUCACAUUCAAAGGCUUAAAAAAUCAAUCGUAUACCAAUUUACCAGAGAUUAAAAAUUUUGGGAUGUCUGAAACACCUACUUUAAAGACUUCAAAAAACAACUUUAGUAAAUGAGUGGAGCACCUUAAUUGCUCGACUCCAAAUUUAAGCAAGUUGCCUGAAAUUAAACCAUUCAACGGUAGGAGACUAGAAACUACUCAAACUUUGCCAAAUAUUCUUCUCACAGACCGAGCUAUACCUCGCUUAAACCCAUCAACAGUCUCAAAUUCAUCAUUUGGAAAAAUUAAAGCAUACGCAGCCAAUACUCAUCAAGGACUAACUCGAAUUUAUAAUGAAGACAAAGCAAUGAUUAUUCUCAAAAUUAAAAAUACAUCACACCCCGCAAAAAAGAUAUGAACAGAUUGCUCUUUUUUCGGGCUUUACGAUGGGCAUGGUGGCAAAGCUUGCUCUAACUUCUUAAGAGAUAAUUUGCACCAUUAUAUAAUAAAUGAUCAUUUUUUUCCUGAAUCUCCAAAGCAAGCUAUAUUAAGAGGAUUUGCACAGGCUGAGAUAGAUUUCUUAAAUGUAGCAAGGGACACUGGUGAAAAAUCAGGAUCUUGUGCCCUUGUAGUCCUCAUUAUAGGAAAAAUUUGCUAUGUGGCCAAUCUCGGGGAUUCAAGAGCAGUCAUGAGUGGAUCUCAGGGCCAGCAGGUUUUCACAAUUACAAGGGACCAUAAACCAAAUGACCCAGAUGAGCAAGCUAGAAUUCAAUUACAAGGCGGAAAAAUUUACUUUAACUCGAGCUCACCGAACAAGAUUUACAGAGUAUUACCUGGAAGACUUUCUGUUAGCAGAACUUUUGGAGACAUUGAUGCUAAAAAUGCUGAUUUCGGAGGAAAUCCAAAUGUCCUUAUUGCUAUUCCAGAGAUAAAAUCAUUUAAAAUCAAAAAGCAGCAUGAUUUCAUUGUGAUGGGAUGUGAUGGAAUUUUUGAUGUAAUGAGCUCGAAAGAUGUAGUGACAACUGUGUGAGAAAGCAAUAAAAAAUCUGAGGAUUUAGCUUCAAAUUCUUGCAGGAAUGCAGUCGAAGCAAUAAUCUCACAAAGCAUGAAAAAAAGAAGUAAUGAUAAUCUUACAGCAAUUAUCAUCGCUUUUUGAAUAUAA
Blepharisma stoltei is the source of this 1146-nucleotide messenger RNA. The record is from the annotation of a GenBank genome assembly. NCBI's taxonomy places the organism in Eukaryota, Ciliophora, Heterotrichea, Heterotrichida, Blepharismidae.